Messenger RNA from Trypanosoma grayi, 513 nucleotides. RefSeq lists its product as hypothetical. The record is from RefSeq and is a predicted model, not a curated record. NCBI's taxonomy places the organism in Eukaryota, Euglenozoa, Kinetoplastea, Trypanosomatida, Trypanosomatidae. The transcript has a single exon. The annotation marks the transcript as partial.
AUGGGCGGAAAGCCGUCGAGCAGUGCGGAGGAGGCGCCGCAGUUUGACCCCGCGGCCGCUGAGAAGCUCUGCAAGGAGGCGUACGCCGCGGGUGCGUUCGACGCCUCGAUGCACUACCAGGCGCUCCUCGACUCACAGUGGCGCUUCGACGCUGCUGCGACUGCGGGCGGGUGCGCUGCGACGCUGCUGCUGUCCUACAUGUACUUCAGCACACGCAUGGCACAGGCAGUGCAACACCUCGAAGCUGAACGGGCGCUCGUGGCGCGCCUGCAGCACGAGAGCGGCGAGAUGUCAGCACAAUGGGACAGACUCGUGGAGGCGAAUACGCGGCAGUUAGAUCUGCUGCAACGCCACGAAGCGGCGCUGCGAACCGCGCGCCGGCGGCAGGCGGAGUUGCGGCACGUGGUUGCCAAGCUGCGGCGCCGCGGCAAGUGUCUCGCGUGCGAAGUGAACGCACUGAAGUCAUCCAUCGCGCAGCUGCGGCAGCACGUCACUGUUGUGUGUUGCGGCGGG